AUGCUGCACUCGCGCCGCCUGUCUCGCUGCAUCUGUAUCCUGAUAUUUCUGGCAACAACAGCCAAACGGGCCGAGACUGCAGCAGCAGCAGCAGCAGCUGCCGAAGCACUUACCAGCAUUCCAGACAUCCCACUAUGUGGAUCUCCCCCGACGCACGCGUGCGUGCUACAGCAAGCUGCUGCUUUGCAAGACUGGGGCACAGCAGUUCGCCGCCAGCUGCAUAGACACCCCGAGCUAAUGUAUGAGGAGCUGCAGACUUCAAUCCUGGUGCAGCAAGUGCUCACAAAGUUAGGUAUAAAGCACACGACGGGCUGGGGCCGGGAUCGCCGCACAUCUCUUGUUGACGAGUCGCUGCUGGAGCCCUCGACUGAGCGAGGAGAUGCUGAAGACCUUCAGAAGCUGCAGGAACUGCAGCAGCAGCAGCAGCAGCAGCAGCAGAAGGAAGCAGGAGUUGUAGGCACGGGAGUUGUUGCUGAGAUUGGAACUGGCGAGGCCCCCUGUGUCUUGCUGCGAGCUGAUAUGGAUGCGCUGCCAAUAGUGGAGCAGGCUGAUGUCGGCUUCAAGUCCGAAGUUCUCGGGAAAAUGCAUGCGUGCGGCCACGACGUGCACACCACUAUGCUUCUUAUGGCUGCAGCUAUUCUGAAGAAAAACGAGAGUUCUUUGAAGGGCACAGUCCGGCUGGUGUUCCAGCCUGCUGAAGAGGGAGGCGAGGGGGCCCGCAUGAUGCUAGAAGAAGGCCUGCUGCAGCAGCAGCCAACAGCCAGCCUGGCUCUGGGUUUGCAUGUUGCACCGCAGCUGCCUACGGGGACUAUCGCCUCCAGAGCAGGAAACCUCAUGGCUGCCACUGCAAGCUUUCACUUCGAGGUCGUGGGAGUUGGCGGCCACGGCGCAAUGCCAUUUGAGACACACGACCCAAUCGCUGCAUGUGCCGCCGCCGUGCAGAACAUAAAUACGUUUGUAGCAAGAGAAAAUGACUAUUCAGCGGAGUCCUCCGGAUUUGUCUCAGUCACGCAGAUCCAGGCGGGCAGUGCCUUCAAUGUCAUUCCAUCUAAGUGCACACUGAAGGGAACUAUUAGGGCUUUUAGCAACGAGAAGCUGCGGGAGCUGCAAUUACGACUCCGCCAAGUGGUCCAACACACAGCUGAAGCCUUCCGUUGCAGCUUACGAGUCAUCCGUUUGCUUACCAACACGCCAGCACUUCGUGUGCAUCCAGAGGCUCUGGCUGUUCUUCACGAGGCUGCCCCUGGAAUAGUUGCGGGCGGUCAAGUUAUUACAAUGGAGCCGACCUACGGUGGCGAAGACUUUGCCUUUGUGCUGGACAAGCUCCCUGGAGCAUUUGCGUUUAUCGGCAUUGGGAGCGGCGCCGAGAAGGCAGGACAUGUCCCAACAGCCUUUGGGCUGCACCACCCAAAGUUUGCUGCAGAUGAGGCAGUGCUGCAGGUGGGGGCAGCACUUGAGGCAAAGUUUGCUUUCGAAGCUAUCAAGCACUUGCUGCAGCAGCAGAAGCCACAGGGCCAGCAUAUGCCAUCGCAGGAACCACAGCAGCAAAAGGAGGAGCUCUAG
Molecule: messenger RNA, 1563 nt
Organism: Eimeria tenella
Lineage: Eukaryota; Apicomplexa; Conoidasida; Eucoccidiorida; Eimeriidae
Product: amidohydrolase domain-containing protein, putative
Exons: 8
Coding region: 1-1563 (520 amino acids)
Molecular function (GO): hydrolase activity
Source: RefSeq, a predicted model, not a curated record